This is a messenger RNA of Salarias fasciatus (jewelled blenny), 1914 nucleotides long. RefSeq names its product intermediate filament protein ON3-like. The transcript has 9 exons. Lineage: Eukaryota; Metazoa; Chordata; Actinopteri; Blenniiformes; Blenniidae. Gene Ontology annotation, cellular component: keratin filament. The record is from RefSeq and is a predicted model, not a curated record. Bases 342 to 1568 code for a protein of 408 amino acids.
CUGGGCGAGGACAGGUCAGUCACACCUGGCGGGUGGCGUUCAAGGGCGCAGGUGAGACUUAUAUACCUGCGUCUUUACGCACGAUUCCGCCCCCGAGCCGUGCCAUUGGCUACUGAUGCCCACCGCCGCCUCUGGAAGAACCGGUUCCGAGUGAAAAUUCCAGUAUUUCAUGUUGACAUGUGUGCCUUUUUCUCUGGAACUGGAGGCUUGGCCCCGCCGGGAUUGGACGCGCGGAGUCUCGGGGGGGUUGAUGGGUGGUCCGCGUGGAACACCUUAAAAGCAGGUGAUCCGGAGCUGGAUUCACACCUCAGCAUCCAUCCAUCCAUCCAUCCAUCCACAAGAUGUCCAAAGACUACAGCAGCCAGUCCUACACCCCCGGAGGGUCGGGCCCGGCCAAGAGCUCCCCCCCCAAGGUGGACUCAUCGGGCAAAUCCAGAGAGAAGGACGACAUGGUGGGACUCAACAACAAGUUCGUCCAGCUCAUUGAUAAGGUGAAACAUUUGGAGGACGAGAAGAAGAAACUGGACACCAAGCUGAAGAUCCUGAAGGAGCAGGAGGACUACAAGGGCAAGGUGGAGGAGGUGGUGAAGCACGUGGAGAACGAGCUGGAGCAGCAGGUUGAGAGUUUGCUCCGUGACCAGGAGAAGCUGAAGGACGAGCUGCUGAAGAACCAGGAGGAGGUGGAGGACACCAAGAAGAGGUAUGAGGAUGAGCUGAUCAGGAAGGCCGAGCUGGAGAAUGAGUUUGUGAUCACCAAAAAGGAUGUGGAUGAAGGCCACCUGAAAGCCGUGGAUCUGGCUCUGGAGCUGGAGGAGCUGAUGGGAAAGCUGGACUUCCUCCGAGUUGGCUACGAUGAGGAGAUCAAGGAGCUGGAGUCACAGGUCCAGAAUGAGACGGUGGUCAUACGAGACCCCAGCAAACGGUCUCUGGACAUGGACGAGAUCAUCCAAGCUGUGAGGACUCAGUACGCCAACAUGGCGUCCCGCACCAGGGAGGAAGCGGAGCAGUGGAACCAGAGAAAAAUGGACGCGAUGGUCCUGACCGCCGGGCAGCGUGAGCAGGAGGUGCGCGACGUGAGGAGGGAGAUCUCGGAUCUGAUACGCCUCAUCCAGAGGAUCAACGGAGACCUGGACGCCCUCAGAAGGAAGGAAGAGUCCCUGAAGAAGGAAAUCGACGACGUCCGACAGGAGAGUGACGGAAACCUGGAGAGCGCGCGGGAGCACAUCGCCCAGCUGGAGGACGCGCUGAGGGGGGCCAAGCAGGACCUGGCCGGACAGAUCCGCGAUCACCAGGAGCUGCUGAACCUCAAGCUGGCCCUGGACAUCGAGAUCGCCACCUAUCGCAAGCUGCUGGAGGGCGAGGAGAGGAGAAUGGACGACCUCAUGCGCAACUCAGACGUUCGGCUGCCCUCCAAACAUCUCCCGCCAGUGAAGCCACGGGAACCCGCGGAACCCGCGGAACCCGCCGCCGCCCCUCCCGAGUCCCCCGCCGCCAAGAAGUGCCUGCUGAUCCGAGUGGAGGUGGAAGCGGGCCGAGUCGUGUCCGAAAGCUCCCACUAUACCGACUAACUCAAACCGCUAGGCGGUUACGUCCUCAAAAUGUGAAUCGCAAAAACUUGUUUUCAGUUAACUUGAAGUGUGAGACGUUCCCCAUGACACUAAACUUUGAUGUUUCCCUGGUCUCUUGGUGGAGUGGACCGUUUCAGGGCAGCUUGAUCGUUUCUCUUGAAUCGUGCAAGAGCUUGGUUUGUUUAAGACCACCAGUGUUUGCUUAUCUCUGUUUGUAUUAAAAAAAAAAAAAAAAAAGAGACUCUUGACGGUGUUUCCUCUUUUUUAAUUUCCUCCUUUCUUUCUUGCUGUUACUUCUCUUGAAGCAGACGGCAGAAAACGCAAAAAAAAAAAAAAAAAAAAAAAA